This is a messenger RNA of Momordica charantia (bitter melon), 1583 nucleotides long. RefSeq names its product metallopeptidase M24 family protein. The record is from RefSeq and is a predicted model, not a curated record. Lineage: Eukaryota; Viridiplantae; Streptophyta; Magnoliopsida; Cucurbitales; Cucurbitaceae.
UAACCCUAGUUUCUUCUCUGCUUUCUACUUCGAGAGUUACAACUCCCUUCAAUUACCUGCGUUUUUGUUGAAAUUUGCUUGUAAACUUGGAGUUAUUCUUCCUGAAUCUGUCGUCUCUGAUAGUUGAAGAGUUUCUGAAGCUCAAAAGCAAUGUCGGACGAUGAAAGGGAGGAGGUGGAGUUGGAUCUCUCCUCUCCGGAUGUUGUCACGAAGUACAAAAGUGCUGCCGAGAUCGCAAACAAGGCAUUGCAGCUGGUGAUAUCUGAAUGUAAACCUAAAGCAAAAAUUGUUGACAUUUGCGAGAAAGGAGAUUCCUUCAUUAGAGAGCAAACUGGCAACAUGUACAAGAACGUUAAGAAGAAGAUAGAACGGGGCGUUGCCUUCCCAACUUGCAUCUCUACUAACAACACAGUUGGCCACUUCUCACCUCUGGCUAGCGACGAGACAGUGAUGGAAGAAGGAGAUGUACUGAAGAUUGAUUUGGGGUGUCACAUUGAUGGGUUCAUCGCUGUAGUUGCUCACACUCAUGUUCUGCAAGAAGGUCCGGUGACUGGAAGGGCUGCUGAUGUUAUUGCAGCCGCUAACACUGCCGCUGAAGUUGCAUUGAGGCUUGUUAGGCCAGGGAAAAAGAAUAAAGAUGUAACCGAAGCCAUUCAAAAGGUUGCUGCUGCUUAUGAUUGCAAAAUUGUUGAAGGUGUACUUAGCCACCAGCUGAAGCAAUUCGUGAUUGAUGGAAACAAGGUUAUUCUCAGUGUUUCAAAUCCAGAAACAAGAGUUGAUGAUGCAGAGUUUGAAGAAAAUGAAGUUUAUGCAAUAGAUAUAGUUACAACCACAGGUGAAGGCAAGCCUAAGCUGCUGGAUGAGAGGCAGACCACUAUAUAUAAGAGAGCUGUGGACAAGAACUACCACUUGAAGAUGAAAGCAUCUAGGUUUAUUUUCAGUGAAAUAAGUCAGAAAUUUCCCAUUCUGCCUUUCACUGCUAGGGCCUUGGAAGAGAAAAGAGCUAGGCUGGGACUAGUUGAAUGUGUUAAUCACGACCUAUUGCAACCGUAUCCUGUCCUCCAUGAAAAGCCUGGUGAUUAUGUUGCCCACACUAAAUUUACGGUCUUACUAAUGCCCAAUGGAUCUGAUCGAAUCACCUCUCAUGCUCUGCAAGAGCUUCAGCCCACAAAAACUAUAGAUGAUCCUGAAAUCAAGGCUUGGUUAGCUCUUGGAACGAAGUCGAAGAAAAAGGGUGGUGGGAAGAAAAAGAAAGGUAAGAAAGGCGACAACAAACCCGAUGAUUCAAGAGAGGCUGAGCCAAUGGAUGCAACUACAAAAGAUGGUGCAUCGCAGGAAUGAGUUACUUCUUUUGCACUGCUCUCUCCCAUCCAUCCAUCUUUUCAAUUUUGGCACUGUUUUUUUCCUCUUUUUUAUUGUAUGUUGAUCAGCCUUAAUUAUGGAUAUCGUUAGCCUGGCUUAGUAUGGGUUACCAGACAUCAAAGGAAUGCCCUUUUUAUUACUUCCCCAUGUAUCAUCUACAUAUUUUUAYUGGCAAAGUACACAAUUUAGCCUAAUAAACACGCCUUCGUACAUUAUUUUUA